This is a messenger RNA of Schizophyllum commune H4-8, 1044 nucleotides long. RefSeq names its product branched-chain amino acid aminotransferase II. Lineage: Eukaryota; Fungi; Basidiomycota; Agaricomycetes; Agaricales; Schizophyllaceae. The transcript has 5 exons. Gene Ontology annotation, biological process: L-valine biosynthetic process; L-leucine biosynthetic process. The coding region runs from base 1 to 1044 and encodes 347 amino acids. Gene Ontology annotation, cellular component: mitochondrion. The record is from RefSeq and is a predicted model, not a curated record. Gene Ontology annotation, molecular function: branched-chain-amino-acid:2-oxoglutarate transaminase activity.
AUGCUGGUCGUUGACCAUGACCCAAUCCAUGGUUGGAAUGCGCCGCAGAUCAAACCUUUCGGUCCUCUCUCGCUAGACCCGACCUCGAGCUGCUUCCACUAUUGCCCCUGUGUAUUCGAGGGUAUGAAGGCAUACCUCGGCCCAGAUGGCAAGCCGCGUUUGUUCAGACCUCAGCUGAACAUGGCCCGCCUGCUUCGCUCGGCCGUGCGGUCGACACUGCCGGCCUUUGACCCUGAAGCCGCCCUCGAACUCAUCAAGCGCCUUGUCGCACAAGAGGCGCGCUGGAUCCCCGACAAGCCGUAUCACGGCCUUUACAUUCGGCCCACCAUCAUCGGGACGCGGCCAUCCGUCGGGGUCAUGCCCACCGACGACUACGGCCUGUUCUUCGCCGUCUGCGUCCCCGCCGGCCCCCACUUCGUUCCGGGGACAAGCCAGCCCCUCGCCCUCCUCGCCGUGGAGGACCGCGUGCGCGCGUGGCCAGGCGGGACGGGGGCGUACAAGAUGGGCGGCAACUACGCGCCCGCCUUCGAGUCGCAGAAGGACGCGAUAAGAAGGGGGUACAACCAGAAUCUGUGGCUCAUCGGCGAGAACCAGCAGAUCUGCGAGGCGGGGAUCAUGAACUUCUUCGCGGUGGUGCGGAGGGAGGAUGGGGAUGUCGACCUUAUCACGCCCGAGCUCGACGGAACUAUCCUUCCCGGGAUCACUCGCCAAUCGAUCCUCGAGCUGGCGGACGCGCACACUGCGGGUAGGACGGAGCUCCCAGGCAUCUCGCCCUCGACGAAGAUCCACACGCGCCAGCGCCUCAUCACGCUCCCUGAGCUGAGAGAGCUGAAUACGUCGGGCAAGCUGCUCGAGGUCUUCGCAUGCGGUACGGCUGUCGUGGUCGUACCGAUUGGCCGUAUUGGGUACAAGGAGGAAGACAUUGAGCUCCCGAAGUACAUUGAGGGGUACGGACCGGUGGCGAAGGGUCUUUGGGAGAGGCUCGUGGCCAUCCAAGAGGGUCGCUUCGAGUGGGAGGACUGGAGCGUGCCAUGCAUUGAGUGA